Molecule: messenger RNA, 291 nt
Organism: Setaria italica (foxtail millet)
Lineage: Eukaryota; Viridiplantae; Streptophyta; Magnoliopsida; Poales; Poaceae
Product: auxin-responsive protein IAA33-like
Exons: 2
Coding region: 1-291 (96 amino acids)
Source: RefSeq, a predicted model, not a curated record
AUGCGGCUGAAGCUGUCGGUGAAGGACGACGACGAAGUCGCCGCGAACGUCGUGCCGCCGGUGACCGUGGUCCUGGACGGCCUCGCGGGCGCGCUCCGCUGCCUGUUCGUUGACGCGGACGAAGGCCAGGGGGAGGACGGCCUCGACCGAGCCAAUGCCAUCCCGGGCCACGUAGUGGCGUACGAAGACAUGGAGGACGACCUCCUCCUCGCCGGCCAUCUCAAGUGGAAGAUACAGCACGGGAUGGCCGCCGCCGCCCGCCUGCCCGCUCUGGGCGGAGAAAAGGAGUAG